Sinocyclocheilus rhinocerous is the source of this 2773-nucleotide messenger RNA. RefSeq names its product glycogen synthase 2 (gene gys2). Lineage: Eukaryota; Metazoa; Chordata; Actinopteri; Cypriniformes; Cyprinidae. Gene Ontology annotation, biological process: glycogen biosynthetic process. The record is from RefSeq and is a predicted model, not a curated record. Gene Ontology annotation, cellular component: cytoplasm. The coding region runs from base 235 to 2340 and encodes 701 amino acids. The transcript is spliced from 16 exons. Gene Ontology annotation, molecular function: alpha-1,4-glucan glucosyltransferase (UDP-glucose donor) activity.
GAGAUCACAGUGUGUGCACAUGCAGGCUUUUUUAGACUUCACUAAAGGUUAGAGGAAAAGAUAGAGCAACAGCUCACAGUGUGUCCAGGACCUCCAGGCGCUCCAUUAACUUGAAGAGAAACAGUCUUAGUGGCUGUUUAGAUGGUUUUAGCUUCUUUACCUUUACCACAAUAAUAGUAAUUCGGCCCAUUUCGCAUUUGCAACAGCAGUCGACAGAUAAAAACGGUUUGUGAGAUGCGACUAUCCAGAUCUUUGUCAAUAACGUCAUUAAGUGGACUUCCAUUAUGGGAAGAGGAAAGUCUACCUGUGCAAGACCUCUUGCUUUUUGAGGUCUCGUGGGAAGUCACCAAUAAGGUUGGGGGUAUAUACACUGUUAUUCAGACUAAAGCAAAGAUCACUGUGGACGAAUGGGGAGAGAACUACAUCAUGAUGGGACCUUACUACGAACACAACUUCAAGACCCAGGUGGAGAAAUGUGAACCUCCAAACCAAGCCAUCAAAGCUGCUAUGGACUCCUUGAAUAAUAACGGUUGCCAGGUGCAUUUUGGCCGCUGGUUGAUUGAGGGCAGUCCAUACGUCAUCCUCUUUGAUAUUGGGGCAGCUGCCUGGAACCUGGACCGCUGGAAGGGGGAUCUGUGGAACGCGUGCAGCAUCGGACUACCCUAUCAUGACAGGGAGGCCAAUGACUCGCUCAUCUUUGGUUCUCUUGUGGCCUGGUUCUUCAAGGAGUUAACAGACCAACUACAGGACAAGCCCAACGUAAUUGCUCAUUUCCACGAGUGGCAGGCUGGGACAGGACUUGUACUAAGCCGCUCCCGAAAGAUUCCCUUGGCAACUGUUUUUACUACACAUGCCACCCUACUGGGGCGGUAUUUGUGUGCCGGUAAUGCAGACUUCUACAACAACCUGGACAAGUUUAACAUAGAUCAAGAGGCAGGGGAGAGACAGAUCUACCAUCGGUACUGUUUGGAGAGAGCCGCGGUACACUGUGCACAUGUCUUCACCACCGUGUCCCAGAUCACAGCUGUGGAGGCCAAUCAUAUGCUCCACAGACAACCAGAUGUCGUCACCCCAAACGGGUUGAAUGUUAGGAAGUUCUCUGCCAUGCAUGAGUUCCAGAACCUGCACUCCAUGAACAAAGCCAAAAUCCAGGAGUUCGUAAGGGGUCAUUUCUAUGGCCAUCUGGACUUCAAUCUGGAAAAGACCUUAUUCUUUUUCAUCGCAGGACGAUAUGAGUUUUCUAAUAAAGGAGCAGACCUGUUUCUUGAAUCUCUGUCCAGAUUAAACUACUUGCUAAGGGUUCAUAAGAGUGAUGUUACAGUGGUUGUGUUUUUCAUCAUGCCUGCCAAAACCAACAACUUCAACGUGGAGUCUCUUAAAGGACAGGCUGUACGCAAGCAGCUGUGGGACACCGCUCAGUCGGUGAAGGAGAAGUUUGGCAAAAGGCUUUAUGAGAGCUUGUUAAGGGGUGAGAUCCCAGACAUGAGCAAAAUCCUGGACAGAGAUGAUUUCACAAUCAUGAAGAGGGCCAUUUAUGCAACACAGAGACACACUUUUCCUCCAGUAACGACUCACAACAUGCUGGACGACUCCACAGACCCGAUCCUGAGCAACAUCCGCCGAAUCGGCCUCUUCAAUGGACGCAAUGACAGAGUGAAGAUUGUGUUCCAUCCGGAGUUCCUGUCCUCCACCAGCCCCUUGCUGCCCAUGGACUAUGAGGAGUUUGUGCGCGGCUGCCAUCUGGGAGUGUUUCCAUCCUACUAUGAACCAUGGGGCUACACUCCAGGUGAGUGUACUGUCAUGGGCAUCCCCAGCGUGACUACCAACCUGUCUGGGUUUGGGUGUUUCAUGGAGGAACAUGUAUCUGACCCCUCUGAAUAUGGAAUCUACAUUGUGGACCGGCGGUUCCGUUCUGCGGAUGAGUCGUGUAACCAGCUGACUCAGUUCUUGUUUUCAUUCUGCCAGCAGUCACGUAGACAGCGAAUAAUCCAACGCAACCGCACGGAGAGACUCUCUGACCUGCUGGACUGGAGAUACCUCGGACGGUUCUACAUGCAUGCCCGACAUUUGGCCCUCAGCAGAUCCUUCCCUGGUAAAUUCAAAAUGGACCAUCUUAACCUCGCACCGACACAAGGCUUCCGUUACCCCCGACCCGCUUCUGUCCCUCCAUCCCCAUCGGCUUCCCUCCACUCCACCCCUCACCACAGCGAUGAGGAAGAUGACGACACCUAUGAUGAAGAGGAGGAGGCAGAGAAGGACAGGCAGAACAUUAAGGCACCAUUCACUCUGGGUGCAGAGCCUGAGGGUAAGAGCAAACAACUGCUGGAAAAUGGAAAUUAAGAUCUGCACUCUCCUGCUCCAGUAGUUCUGACUCUAGGACAUAUUUACACCCGCUACCCUCUGAGAAUGUGCUAUAUUUGUCUGACUGCAGCUUUUGAAUGGAUUAUUGAUCAAGUAUCUCCAAUUUAUGAAUGAAAAAAUAUCUUAAACAUACAGUGGCAUUUAAAAGUCUGAGAUGAUACUCAGAUUUAAUAACCCAUUUGAACUUAAUGAUAGACCCAUUUGGCUAAUGAUAACUGAUCCAUGUGGACUCAUUUGUACAGAUGAUUCUUGCUUCCAUCAAAGCUCAAGAUGCUCUUAAGUGUCUUAAAUCAUGCUAGAGAACACGAUCAUCAGAUUUGACAUGAACUUGUGGAGUUCAUACAACUCAAAUGCUGCUGUAAUUAAAGCAAAAGUGGGACAAACCAAAUACUAAGACAGAAAAUUUUUUUAA